Messenger RNA from Filobasidium floriforme, 956 nucleotides. Its product is annotated as caffeine-induced death protein 2-domain-containing protein. Lineage: Eukaryota; Fungi; Basidiomycota; Tremellomycetes; Filobasidiales; Filobasidiaceae. The transcript has 6 exons. The record is from RefSeq and is a predicted model, not a curated record. The coding region runs from base 99 to 695 and encodes 198 amino acids. Gene Ontology annotation, cellular component: mitochondrial intermembrane space; mitochondrion.
CUCGCUCUCGAUGAUAGAUGAACAGAUAUCACAAUCUUCUCACUGUCGUAUAGAGCUAUAAGAUCCGCUGGAAGUGUAAUCACUAGAACCGGAGUGACAUGACCGACCACGCUUCAACAUCCCAAUCGAUCGCCCCAGGAUCUCUUCCUUUCGGCAGCGCGAGUGCAUACGCCGAUACGUUUCUCUCGCCUCCUCGUCAAGUCUCGGUUUCUCCAGCAACAUGUUACAAUCUCAGUCUGUUCAAGGACUUGAUGAAGCAGUACCGAAAGCUCGAUGACACCAUCGUGACCAAGCUGAACCGGGCAAACGCAGCGAGGAGAGACUCAAAUAGGACAAGAGGAGUUGCCUCAACGGACGGCCAGGAAGAGAUGUGUCUAGCUUUAUGGCAGGAGAUGAUCGCCGGCUACGAAGCAAGACAAAAGCUUCUGACCUACUGCACUGGAGUCGUCGAUGAGAACCUGAGUUCGAAAAGGAAAGCACAUAUCGAGGCUGUGGGCGUGACUAGGUCAUCACCAGCCUUGGGACAAUUCGAAGAGGAGGUUCUAGCAAACCAGUUGCACACCGAGCAAAGCGUCGAAGCGAUCAUCCGUAAACGAUCGUUAGAAGCCUUCAAGUCCUCAUGCAAGUUCUUCAAACCGCCUCCAUCGGAAGAACGGGCUAGGGGUUGGUGGGAGGCGGCAAACCAGGCCAAGUAGGGUGAUUAUGGAGCAGUAUGGCAAUGGAGAGGCUCCAACCUGUAUGAUAGGUUGUCCAUUGUGAUUCUUUGCACACUAUACUGUUUGGCAUUACGACGUCGCGCUUCUGGCUGGAGCCCGCGCUUACCAGCGUUGUCGAUCGUCGAUCACUCGAGCAAAGGUGGAGGCAGGAGCAUCCUUUCGCUGAUGGGCCGUCGCAUCAAAGGGUCAGGCAUCCUGCUGCCAACAGGAAAGGGCUUUAUCCUCCUGUCACGCCGUCUU